Gossypium arboreum is the source of this 735-nucleotide messenger RNA. RefSeq lists its product as uncharacterized. The record is from RefSeq and is a predicted model, not a curated record. NCBI's taxonomy places the organism in Eukaryota, Viridiplantae, Streptophyta, Magnoliopsida, Malvales, Malvaceae. The transcript has 2 exons. Bases 43 to 564 code for a protein of 173 amino acids.
UUGAGCCCAAAAAAGGAAGGUUUUAGCUUUCCCAAAUCACAAAUGGUAGAUUUAUGCAUUUCUUUUGUUACAGGUUUAUUGGUUGCUCAACUGAACGUCUCAGACAAAGACAAAACACAUCCCAUGGAAUCAAAGAACAAUAAUCUGGUUCUGGGUUUUGUUGUCUUAGCUGUAUUUUUAAUCUCAGGUGUUAAAUCAUGGACUGGUGAGAUUCAUGGUAGAGUUGUCUGUGAUGUUUGUGCUGAUUCUUCCAUUGGUCCUGAAGAUCAUGUUUUAGAAGGUGCUGAGGUUGCCGUUCUUUGCAUUACAAAAUCUGGGGAAGUAGUGAACUAUCAGGCUUUUACAAACUCCAAGGGGAUAUACACCGUGGCCGAAACAAUGCCCGAGGGUGAGCGGUGGGAUGCAUGCUUGGGACGACCUAUCAGUAGUUUCCAUGAUCACUGCAACCAUCUUGGGGAUGGCAGCACAGGAAUCAAGUUCACCUAUAAUCAUCCGUCGGGUCAUUUUCACGCUAUCCGACCUUUCGUAUAUAGACCCUCAACAGCCCCAACCUACUGCAUUUAAACUGUUGGUUGAUGUCUUGGGCAGAAGCAAAUGGACAUAAUUAAUGAUUUUUAAGGUUGCAAAUUAUCUUUUGUUUCUUGGUGAUAUAGGAAAGAGAGUAAUCAAAUAUCUGUAAAUUUUAAAAUAUUAAAAUUCAGUUAUAGAUUUCAAUUGGCAUGUGAAUUAUCCGAA